AAUCCGUCAUCUGUCAAAUGAAAACAACAUUUUUUAUUUGUGCUUCCAGACGGUUUUUGUUUUCUUGGUUUUUCCUUGAAAAAGAUUAAAAUUGAAGUCGCAUAAGUUCAAAGAAAGGAUUUUAUUUAAUCAAUUACUCAUAGCACUUAUUGUUUAUUUCCUUUGUUUUUGAUAUUAUGCUAAAAAUCUAGUCAAGGGCAAGACGGAAGGUGGAAGUAGUCGCAGUCGCUAAUCAAUUUUUGCAGGGGAAGUAUUUUUAUCCAUAAACACUACACCAUAAUGCCGACAGAAUUCUCAGUGGAAAAUGUCAAUGAUUACUUCACCAAAUUGAACCCCAUUGCCAUGAAAAUAUCCUUUGACAUUGAUGAAACUAAAUCGGCUUAUGGACACAUUUGGGAGAAGUUAAAUACCAACGAACACAAUGAAAUAAUCAAUGAAACUUUAAUGAAACCUGAGAUCUCCCUGAGGUACUUUGAUAAUUUCUCUAUUACCACAACCGCAUCUUCUCUGUCACUCUCAUCAAUGGUAACUCCCAGUCAAAAUGAGGAGCCCGCAAAACGCCCCGCAAGUCAACCUAAUCAUCAUUAUCUAGACACAAGAAGGUACUAUGACUUUGAUGGUCGGAAUUUGUCGACUUUUUCCGAUCAGAAAGUGGGGCUUAAGCUUGUUCACGACGAGACGUUUGGAACAUUCCGAGAUGGUCAUUCGAUGCCGUUUAGCUACAAGACAAAAUCCCAGAUCAAUCUUAAGUUGUUCGCCGAUGAGGGAGCUGAUUUGAUGCGCUCGUCUCAGAUUAAGUCGACUGGGAUUUCGGAGGCUCUUCAAAAGCCACUUCCAAAGAAAUCUGACGAACCUAAAGUGUGCACAACCGCCGCCGAUUCAGAAGUGCUUCAAAUAUCUGCUGAGGCGUUAAAGAAACUCCAAACGGAACUAGCAUCGAAUCUCUUAAAUCGCAACAAAAGCGAGAGCACCCCCGAGAACACCACCAACAUCACCCAGGGCCUUAAAUCCUUCGACAACAUAGACGCAAAAUAUCAACGUUUCUAUGAUGACUCAAAGGAUUCUGAAAUCGACAAUCUACCAGUGUCUAGUAACAACGAGAUGAACCUUCGUAAAUUAAUAGCGAAGAAUGGUAAAUCCAUUGCCACGAAAUUCCAUCAUUCAAAAUAUGGCUACAACGAUACAACAGACGACGAUGACGAAUUCGAGAGAGUCAAUCUAAUGAUGAAUUGUUGUAGUCUAUCUGCAGGCGGUAUGACCACUUCAUCAUCUUCUGCCCCGUCCGAAGAUGACGAGAAGACCCUCUGCGAGGACUUAAAGGGUCUACUAGAGAACGAUGGUCUGCGAAAGGGAUUUGAUUUUUUAAACAACUGGUAAAGGCUGAAUGGUGCCAUGUUUUGGAUAGUAGUUUCUUAAGAGGAAUUCCUAGAAUAGUAUUAUAAAAAAAAGUCUUUUGUAAUUUUAUAUUUUAUAUAUUAAGGAUAAAAAUAUAUGUACGAGUAGGUAAACCUCAGUCCCAAAUAUCAACAGAUAAAUAAAUAAUAUCAAUAUUACUUAGAGUCGUAAGUUUAAACUAACCAUGACAUUUUACUUGAACUGUUUUUUUAUACUCUACUUAUUCACAUAAUUAUAUCAUAUUUUAAGUUUAUUUUCA
Molecule: messenger RNA, 1654 nt
Organism: Eupeodes corollae
Lineage: Eukaryota; Metazoa; Arthropoda; Insecta; Diptera; Syrphidae
Exons: 1
Coding region: 280-1377 (365 amino acids)
Source: RefSeq, a predicted model, not a curated record